Molecule: messenger RNA, 1704 nt
Organism: Cajanus cajan (pigeon pea)
Lineage: Eukaryota; Viridiplantae; Streptophyta; Magnoliopsida; Fabales; Fabaceae
Gene: PPR336
Product: pentatricopeptide repeat 336
Molecular function (GO): protein binding
Source: RefSeq, a predicted model, not a curated record
UUGACAUUUCAUUUCACAGCAUAAGUGGCACACUCGUGUUUGCUCUCAUUUUCUUCUUCACCCUAAACCCUAAACCUCCGUCCAAAACCCUAGCCUGCAACUGCAAGCAUGUCCGUUCUGUCCCGCCUCCGCCACUACUCGAGCAGCACCGCCAGCUCCAUCCUCUCCCCGAACUCAUCCUCUCCUCUAACCUCGAAGCAGAAGACUCGCAGCGCCCUCCACCUCCUCAAAUCGGAGAGCAACCCCGAGCGCAUCCUCGACAUCUGCCGCGCCGCCUCCCUCUCCCCGGACUACCACCUCGACCGCCGCGCCUUUUCCCUCGCCAUCUCCAAGCUCUCCGCCGCCAACCACUUAGCCGGAAUCCGCCACUUCCUCGAUGACCUCAAAACCCGUCCCGACCUCCGGAACGAGCGCUUCCUCUCCCAUGCCAUCGUCCUCUACGGCCAAGCCAACAUGCUCGACCACGCCAUCAGAACCUUCACCGACGACCUCACUCCCCCUCGCUCCGUCAAAACCCUAAACUCCCUUCUCUUCGCAUCCAUCCUCGCCAAGAACUACAAAGAGGUAUCCCGAAUCUACCUCGAAUUCCCCAAAAUCUAUUCAAUUCAACCUAACGUCGAUACUUACAACACUGUUAUUAAGGCCUUGGCUGAGUCUGGUUCGUCUGAUUCUGUUUAUUCUGUUUUUGCUGAAAUGGAUAGGAAUUCGGUUAGACCUAAUGUGAUUACUUUGAAUAAUGCGAUUUCCGGUUUUUACCGGGAGGAGAAGUUUGAGGAUGUGGGGAAGGUGAUGAAACUGAUGGAGGAGAAGUAUAGGGUUUUACCUGGUCUUAGUACUUACAAUGUUAGGAUGCUGAGUUUGUGUAGGUUGAAGAGGUCUUCUGAGGCUAAGGCUUUGAUGGAGGGGAUGCUUUGUAACGGGAGGAAGCCGAAUUGGGUUAGCUACAAUUGCUUGAUUCAUGGGUUUUGUAGAGAGGGGGACCUUGAGGAGGCCAAGAGGUUGUUUAGGGACAUGAAGAUGAGGGGUUUUGUGCCUGAUGGGGCGUGUUACUUUACGCUUGUUCAUUUCCUGUGUGAGGGUGGGGAGUUUGAGUCUGCAUUGGAGGUUGCUAAGGAGUGUAUGGGGAAGAAUUGGUAUCCGAAUUUUAGUACCAUGAAGAGUCUUGUCAAUGGGCUUGCUGGUGUGUCCAAGGUGGAUGAGGCCAAGGAGCUUAUUAAGCAGAUCAAGGAGAGGUUUCCUGAGAAUGGGGACAAGUGGGAUGAGAUUGAGGCUGGGUUGUCUCAAUGAGAAAGAGUGGGGACUCCUUGUGUGAUUCUUUGAUCAAUUGGAAGGGAGCAUGGAAAAUUAAAUUAUGUGUGGGACAUCAGCUUUGGAAUGGCUUUCUUUUGUUUUGCCAUUUCCUCCAGCCCUUGGCCUUUUGCAUGGUCAAUGGUAAUCUGUCAAGUUAAUUUUACAUGAUCAUUAUUGUUGGGCAUGCUUAGUAUUCCUUGUUUGAGUAAUAAUAGAAUUGGAAAGGGUUAUGCAAGUGGAUUUCUGUUUGUUUCCAUUUGUUUUGUCUCUUUAAAUUGCAUUGUCCCCGUUUUAUUAAAAAAGAAGACUGAUACACUACAUGGGAGCUGUUGUUGAUAUAAUAGUUUGUUCAGUCUAAUUGUUGAUCGAUUCUACUGAAAUUAUACACAGUUCUUUGAAUAACUUCUUGAGGCA